Epinephelus fuscoguttatus (brown-marbled grouper) is the source of this 5946-nucleotide messenger RNA. RefSeq names its product cerebellar degeneration-related protein 2-like. NCBI's taxonomy places the organism in Eukaryota, Metazoa, Chordata, Actinopteri, Perciformes, Serranidae. The record is from RefSeq and is a predicted model, not a curated record. Bases 343 to 1824 code for a protein of 493 amino acids. The transcript has 6 exons.
GAGUGUGCUGCUGAUAACAGGCAGAGAGGAAGUGCUGCUAUUGCAACAUCGCUGCCACGUCUGUAGGAUCCUCUGCAGCAGCAGCAGCAGCAACGGGACUGAGGACCGGGAUGGGUCGGUGCCGGGCGGUGGGGGGAUGAGAGGGAGAGGUGGGAGUGACCGAGGAAACACAGAGCAGAGAAAGGAGAGAGGAAACACGUAGAGAGCCUGGCUGGGAGAAGGCUGCCCGCAGCUCCAGCUCGAAGGAGCGAGCGCUGCCUUCUGGAGGAGCCGGAGCUCCAUUGUUCCAACAGAGCGGCUUGUUUCUGCGCUUUCCCCUGGCUCAGGAGGAGGGCGUCCCCCAUGCUAAACUCAGGGACAAUGGAGGAAUUCGUCACCGAGGAGGAAGAGCCGUGGUACGACCAGCAGGACCUGGAGCAGGACCUCCACUUGGCAGCAGAGCUGGGGAAGACACUGCUGGAGAGGAACAAAGAGCUGGAGGAUUCCCUGCAGCAGAUGUACAUCACUAAUGAAGAGCAAGUGCAAGAGAUUGAGUACUUGACAAAGCAGCUGGAGGUCCUUCGGGACAUGAACGAGCAGCAUGCCAAAGUGUACGAGCAGCUGGACGGUACUGCCAGAGAGCUGGAACGCACCAACCACACACUAGUGAUGGACAGUAAGAGCUCACAACAAAAGAUAGAGAGUUUAACAGGGACCAUUGAGACUUUGCAGAACCAGGUGGAAUCUCUCUCAGGGCAGGUGGAGCAGCUUCGCUCCAUGGAGCAGCUGCGAGUCAGGAGGGAAAAGAGGGAACGACGCAAGACCAUUCACUCCUUCCCUUGCCUGAGGGAGCUUUGCACAGCACCCAGGUAUGAGGAUGAGUUUGUAGUGGGCAGGGCUGAGAGCUUUACAGUGGAUACAAAGCGUCCACCAUUUGAAGAAGAGAACCAGCAUCUGAGGGAGGCGGUAUCGGCUCUACGAGCGGCUGCCCGUACUGAGAGAGGUCGUAGGGAGGGGGUGGAGAGAGAGUGCAACCUCCUUCUUGCAGAGUUCUCCCGCCUGCAGACACGGGUGCAGGAUGCUGAGAGCUGCCAGGCGAGGGUACGGGAGUUGGAGGUGGAGCUACAGGAGCUGCAGCAGCUACGUCGUGCUCGGACUUUCCUGCUGAGCAGCGAGGAUGAUGGUGUGACUAUUACCCAGACUGUCCUCAACAGCACCCCAGAGACUGACACCUUCCUGGAAGUUGAGGUUGGGGAGACAGGUGGCGGCGUGAGGGAGGAGACUGAAGGCGGAGGAGGUGUGGGAGGGGAGGCUCUCCCUGAGUCCAGCCCUGUGAGGAAAAGCUGCAGUGACACGGCGCUCAAUGCCAUCGUGGCCCGCGAUGCGUCCGGCCGCAGGAGGGGAAGCUACGCUCUCCACGCCAACAGCGUGAGGAAAAGAGGGAUGUCCAUCCUCAGGGAGGUGGAUGAGCAGUACCACGCCUUACUGGAGAAAUAUGAAGAGUUGUUAGGGAAGUGUAGGCGCCACGAGGAGAGUCUGUGCCACGCCGGGGUCCAGACUUCCAGACCCGUAUCCAGAGACCCGUCCAUGAAAGACUGUGCCAUGGGCCCCACCCCGGCACCUCCUCCUACCCCUACCCAGUCGCCCUCCACCCCUGAGGCCAUUGAGAGCAUCAGUAAGCAGGUGGAGCAAGUGGAUAAGAGGCUGGGACAGAACACUCCAGAGUACAAGGCCCUUUUUAAGGAGAUCUUCUCUCGUAUCCAGAAGACCAAGAUGGACAUCAAAGCUACCAAAGCGGCUAAGGCUAGCAAAUCUGGCAAAUCUGGCAAGUCUAGUAAACACUAGUGGUACUGAUUGGGUUUAGAGAGGACAAUAGUAUGUUAUUUCAGUGUUAGGUGCUAGAGUUUGUUAACAGAGGCUUAAACAUUCUUAUAGAAGGUGCUAGUUUGAACAUCACUAAAUUCAAGUACAGUUCAGUUUAGGUCAAAUUAGGGUGCACGGUUUCAUCCAGAACCGAAACCUUGCAGCGUAUACAAGAAUCUGAUAUGCAUGUGAUCAGUUUUAAAACUUUGCAGAAUUCAGUCAUAUAUAUAAAACAUGGAUGGAUUUGUUAAGAUUGAGAUUACCUUUAUUUUAUUUAGUGUUCCUACUAAAUAUAUACUGGCUUCACUGCCUGACUACUUUAGGCAUAUACCACAAUAACACAAUAACAGCAAUAUGCCUCACAGGAGCCUCACAAGUGCACUAAAUGUUAAAGCUUCACAAAAUAACACUUGGAAAUUUGCAUCUCUGAUGAAAACAUGAGUGGAAAUCUAAAACUAAUAUUAACAUGAGCUGUACCUGUUAUUAUAAUGGACUCUACUAACAUUUGUAGGCUAUAAGCUAAUUACACUAAGAAAGACAAAGAUUGCUCCUCUCAGGCCACAGUGCUGUCAGUCUCGGAUGAAGUCGAGGUGCUAAUAGUUCUUCCCCCAUCAUAUAUCACUAUACAAAUGAACACUGUUAAAAAUUUAAAUAAGCCUUUAGUGUGGAUGGCAUUGCUGCCCUCCUGCACCGUCCUCAGUGUGUGACCUUCCUACUGCUUUUUAAAGUUUGUGGUGCCUCGCAGGUUUUAUCUAGAGGUUUGAGGAAUAGCUUUUUUCCUGGCAGUUAGAUAAAAAGAUUGAUACCACUUUGAUGUCCGUAUGGUAAACAUAAAGUUACAGAAGCCGGUUAGCCUAGCUUAGACAGGGAAACAGCUAGCCUGGCUCUAUCAACAUUGACACGUUACAGUUUUAUGAUCUGCGCCAAAGAAUUUCUUGGCUGAGAACAGAAACCACAAACUGUUUUUACUUAGUUUUCUAGCAGAUUAACUAAACAAAAUAUAACAUGUUAAUUAGAAAGCUUUAAAAGGUGGAUACCGUUAGCUUUGGACAGAAUAAUGUUAGCUGUUUACUCCUGUGUUGAGUCAUUAGCUAUGUAGGUAAUCAUGCUGCAGCUUCAUGUUUAGCAAAGAAACUAUAGACUGUAUAACUCACCCAUUAAUAUCUUAUCAAAGCUCACAUUUCGCAUUAUCCUGCUUAAUAAAGGUACAUAAUAAUUUUGGGUCGUGGCUUGAUGAUAACCCCAGAUUUGCAAACCAAUGGCAAAGUGCUUCAAAAUAUUCUUGUCUCACUGUUUCAUGGUUUGACAACACUGUGUUUAAGGUCUGGUUCUGCUUAUGUGCAAAAGCACUUGGUUGGGGUUAGGAAAAGAUAAUGGUUUAGGCUAAAAUGAUCACUUGAACUUGCGAAUCUGGGGUUAGACAAGACAAGGAUUGUGGCUGUUGCCAUCUUGUAAUGAUGCGUGGGUUAGGAAUUUUUUAAAAAUCUGCCCUAACCCAGCCUGGUAAGAAAGCCAAAUGGCCCUGCCCAACUGGCAAACCUGCAAACCCACAACACAGAGCUUCGUGGAAGGUUUCAUUGAAUGACCAUCACUAAAAACAACCUUCCUGCUGUUAGCUAUAUUGUAUGUAAUUUCAAGUAUCACAAUAUAAAACGUGUUUUCUGUUUAAAAAGUACAAAGUAGGAGGACAGCAAGUAUUCACUCAUCUUUUAAAUGGUUAUAUCUUCAGUAUGAUCUCAAGCGAACACUUGAUAUCCUACGUUUACAUAAGCACACAGCUGAUAGGUACUGUACAGUGGUUUACAUGAUGUAAUAGCAGUGCAUGUUUAAAGGAUUCAGUGUGAACAGAGAGAGACGCUUGCUGUUAGGACAUGGUGUUAGGCCUACAUUUUCUCAGAGGACAUAUUCUUACAAGACAUUAUGACCAGAGAGAUUUAACUAUAAGAUUUAAGUUCCAGCAGAUUUUUACUGGUCAAAAAUCUGACAAUGAGAGAGAUGGAGAGAGAGACAGAAAAAGGUGAAGAGAAGGUGGAAGGUGGACUGUUGCACAAACUGUAAGUUAUCAAUAAUUUGCUCAGAACACUGAUUUGUCACUUGGUUUUCUGCUAGGAGUGACCAUAUUUGUAGAGUGAGGGGUGGAUCUGACUGUGGAGACACCUUGCUGACAGCCUGUCAGUUCACAGUGACCACACCCUUAAUUAUGCAUAACUUUAAGCCUUAAUAAAAUUUAAAGAGGUUAUAUAAAAAUUCAGCCCCUGUACAGUUGUCAUGAAGAGGGAAGUUAGCUAUUGACCGCAUUUUGUUUUUACCAGGCUGUAAACAUGUUUACUUGUGUUACAAAGUCUAUGGGGAUUGACUGGCUUUUGGAGCCAGCUUCAAGUGGCCGUUAGUGGCACUGCAAUUUUUGGUAAUUCCACAUUACCUUCAUUUUGUACAGGUUACCAUUUGGAAAAGACAGUGGUAUGGUAUCGAUAUUCUUAUCAAACUGCCAGCAAGAGAGCAAAUAAGUGCAUUUCCCAAAUAUGAAACAAUUUUGAGCUAGUGUUGAUUACAGCAACACUUGUGCUUACAUUUAUAGUGCCAAGAUGCCGUUGGAUUUCAAGUACAAAAUCCUACCCAAAACUUUAGAAAAGGAAUCCAGACUGGAAACUUCUCUCCCCACUGUGUUCAAGUCACUUCAGGUUUCUUAUGAGCACUGAAGUGUGUCUUCAACUGGACUACAUCAGCCCAUUGGGGCAACAAUAAAACAGGUCAAUGAGAUACAGGAAGCGUUUAGUAGUGAGUGAUCUACAGUAUAGGCUAUAGUUUGGAUAGUUAAACCUGUUGUGUUUUGAAUGUGUAGGACUGAUGAUCCCACUAAAUGCUAAAAAGCUGCUGUCUUGCAAAAGACAAUCUGCAGAUUGUUAUUUUCACUAUUUCCUGGGCAUUAUGGACACUCAGCAUAUAAACUAUAAAACAUUGAGAUGUCUAAUAAUGGUUUUGCACCACAUACAGUAUAAGCAUUUUUGGUUUUGGGGGAAACAGUUUUAUUUCUGUCUAACAGACCAGACAGUGAAAAAUAGCAGAAAGAUGAGGCAAAGCUUUUGAUUGUCAUUGAAUGAAGACAGCAUGAAGAUUAAAAACACAUAGGGAUGUGGAUCCUUUUUAAAGAAAAUGGUCUAGUGGUGAAAACUGGUAUUAGAAUUCUUAGGAGCUUUUUUAUGAGCAUUGAGACGAUUUUCCUUUAAUUAUAGCUGACACACUCCGUAGUGGAAUUGUAACCAGUAUAAAGCUUCAAAACAGGGCUUUGUCUAGCACCUAGCAGUCUUACCAAACUAUAAAACUAACCUGCAAACAUAUUGCACCUUUUUCACAGUAUACAAUACAUAUGCCUUUUUUCUGGGUAACCUCCUCUGUAUAAACCUUUGUUAUAAUGAAUGUUAUUACAGCUAAUUUUAUAUCCGAUUCUUAAGCAAAAUUGGAGACAUUACCAAGCUUGAAACCUUUCACAUGUGGCAUAGCUGACACCCGAGGGACCCUACACUCGUGUUUGCGGUUAAUGUGUAUGUAAAAAGAGCGAUGGAUGGAUGGUUGUCUGCAAACCGGUACUGAAAUCAGCAAGGAAUCUUGUAACCCCCCUGAUGAAAUAGGGGUUAAUUGAUUUUUGCUGCAGUUACGUUGGUGGUGUAUGAGGUGCUUUUGAGGUCAAUGCUUGUCUUUUAGAGCAUAUAGAGGGAAGAUCAGGUGUUAGCAUAGACAAAACAAUGCCAAACCAGAGCCUGUUAUUAUUUUAAAAGGCUCAUGAGGUUUCUGUACUGUAAUGUCUUACCUAUUGCACUUGAAAAUGUUUGACGCCUCAUCUUUUGCAUAUUUAGGAUAGCUAAUAUGAAAUUGUACCUGUGUAUUUAUUUGUGUGUGACUGUUUAAUUUUUUUUGUACUUUUUCAGUGCCUAUAUGUGAAUGUCACUAACAAAUUGUCAGAAUUUACUUUGCUUUUGUUAUCCAGUUUAAAUGUGUGAGUUAUUGGUUAAGAUAUUGGCAUUAAAGUCUGCUCUGGUAUUAGCUCAUGUCAUUACUGAACUAAAACCUACUUUACCCUGUUAAUAAAGCAUAAAGCAUAUCGCG